This is a messenger RNA of Nematostella vectensis (starlet sea anemone), 2872 nucleotides long. Its product is annotated as amidophosphoribosyltransferase. Bases 180 to 1715 code for a protein of 511 amino acids. NCBI's taxonomy places the organism in Eukaryota, Metazoa, Cnidaria, Anthozoa, Actiniaria, Edwardsiidae. Gene Ontology annotation, molecular function: amidophosphoribosyltransferase activity. The record is from RefSeq and is a predicted model, not a curated record. The transcript has 3 exons. Gene Ontology annotation, biological process: purine nucleobase biosynthetic process; purine nucleotide biosynthetic process.
GCGCGGCGGUGAAAUUAUUUAUUGUCUUUUUCAACUCGAUUGUUGUAUUGUAAUGUGGACGUGACUGGUGACUUGUUAUUUCUUACCCUGUUAUCUUUCGUCUUGUGGAACUUUUGGUGUUCACCCCCAGCUCCCUGACAGGUUAAACACGACAGGGCACUUAUCAUUUCGAAACUGUCAUGGCGGACGAUCGAGAUCUGAGGGAACUCCAAGAUAAAUGCGGGAUCUUUGCUUGUGUGGCGGCGAAAGGUGUUUCCCCCGAAGAAGCUGAUGUCGCCAAUGUGAUCUGCCUUGGAUUGGUCGGGCUACAGCAUCGUGGCCAAGAAAGUGCUGGUAUUGUUACAAAUGAUGGAAAUAGAUUCUAUACCAAGAAAGGCAUGGGUAUGGUAUCUAACAUAUUCCAAGAUGGAUGUCUGAAGGAACUGGAGGGCUGCAUGGGAAUAGGCCACACUCGCUAUUCUACCGCUGGUAGCUCAGAACUGUUAAAUUGCCAACCAUUUGUUGUGGACACUGUCUUUAGUCAUAUUGCAGUAGCGCACAAUGGGGAGCUUAUAAAUGCUACAUCACUGCGGAAUCGCAUGCUACACCAGGGCAUAGGUCUUUCAACUGGGAGUGACACUGAAGUAAUAACUCAACUGCUAACUACCAGACCCUCAUGUGGGGAACCAAAUGGCGCUGACUGGGUGGCAAGGAUUAAAUACCUAAUGAAGCAAACACAGUGUGCCUACAGUCUAGCCAUCAUGAACAAGGACUCAGUAUUUGUUGUGCGUGAUCCUUAUGGCAAUAGACCACUGUGUAUAGGAAUGUUAAAAAAGUCUGUAAGCUCCUUAAACCAUGAACUCAAGCGAUUUAACAGCCUUACCAACAUUGAGAGCAAGAUCAAUGAAGAAGAUGAUGUCUUAGCGUGGGUUGCAUCGUCUGAGUCCUGCAGCUUCCCAUCCAUUGGGGCAGUACUAAUGCACGAAGUAGCACCAGGAGAGAUUGUCCAGCUAACCCCCUCUGGGCCUAAGUCUCUAGCCAUCGUGCCUCCAGAGAGAGACAACUACCCUGCUUUCUGUAUCUUUGAGUACGUCUACUUUGCCAGAGCAGAUAGCAUGUUUGAAGGUCAAAUGGUUUACACAGUGAGGCAGCGAUGUGGCAAGCAGUUGGCUAUUGAGUCCCCUGUUGAAGCAGACGUUGUCAGUACCAUUCCUGAGUCAGCCACUCCUGCAGCCUUUGGCUUUUCACAGCAGACAGGAAUACCCUACGUGGAAGUUCUCACAAAGAACCGCUAUGUAGGCAGGACUUUUAUACAGCCAUCAAAUCGCCUGCGCCAGCUGAGUGUAAACAAGAAGUUUGGACCUCUGACUGAAAAUUUUCGCGGGAAGAGGGUAGUGCUGUUGGAUGACUCUAUUGUGCGAGGAAAUACAAUCGGACCAAUCAUAAAGCUUUUAAAGCAAGCUGGGGCUGCAGAGGUGCAUGUUCGAAUUGCAUCCCCACCAUUAAAGCACCCGUGUUAUAUGGGCAUCAAUAUCCCAACGCGGGAGGAGCUUGUCGCCAACAAGAUGGACGCAGAGCAGUUAGCAUGGAAGGUGGGUGCCGACAGUUUGGUGUACCUCAGUCUAGAGGGCCUAGAAACUGCUGUACAAUCAGGAAUACAAGAGACCAAGGGACGCAAAGUUGGGCACUGCACGGCCUGCCUCAGUGGCAAGUACCCCGUGGAGCUGGAAUGGUAGAAUGUGAUGUUUAAAGUGCACCUUGCUCAGUUUACUACAAGACAAAGAAAAUGUUGUCAAACCAACUCACAUACAUUGAUGGAUUAAGUAUUGUUUCAUUUUCUUACCAAACAGUACUUCUAUAUGUUUGCUCUAUGCUUUCUGUAAGGCUGCACUUGGAGUAUCCAUGUGUCGUAACGCUCAGUGGUUUAUGGAUAUCAAAUAAAUGAGCAAAUAUGCAUCAAUAAAAACUCCAGAUUGGAAAGUUGUUAGGAAACAGUCAACUGUGUGGUAACCACCAAGCACUGCAGUGCAACCUUUUUUGAAAUAGGUCCCUAUGAAAUUUGCUGACAUAAAUUUUGGCUUAGGGGCAUCACUUUUUUACAGCUUUGUUGUCUGCUAUUAUACACCCUCAUUUUAAAUAUUUGAACAGCCUCUGGCCUCAUGCAUCAUUCUCCAUGAAUAAUAUUUUGUAUUAUGGUUGCUGUAAAAAGAAGAUUACAAGUCAUUUUACAUUUAAAUAAAUCCAAAUAAUUUAUAGUGUUAACUGUAAAACCAUUCACACCCAAAAUAUGCGUGGGAUGUUUAUUGUCUUCUAACCAAUCAGACAAAAAUAUUGAGACACUGAGAUUUGUUGAGAUGUCCCUAGUUUACUGUUAGAAAAUCUUGCAUGUGAUUUGUCAGAAACAACAUUCCAUUCUUAUCUCCACUUUUCAUGGUUUUACUGGUUUGGCAGUAAUAAUUUAUUUGUAAUUGUAAGUGCUUAUAAUACCGCUAUUUGAUAAGCCAACAUUUAAAAUGUCACAGAGACUACUCUGUUGUCACAGGGGCAUUAAGCAUACCACUUCAACCUUGUGAUGGUUUAUUUCCCUGAUUCCACAAAACCUAUGCAGACCACCUAGUUAUUCCACAGCUUGUCUGCAAUUUUCCUAGUCAUACCAAAGCUCAUAUGUUUAAUUCUGUCAAUAGAACAAAGUGUUUUCUGCUCAACCACCAGUAUUGUAUUUUAUGUCACAAUUUAUUUAAACUGAAAUUUGACAAUUGCCAUUUUUUUAUAAUUUCCAUUUUUUUAAUGAAUAGUGUUUAUUAAAGGAUCAGGCAGCUGUAGGUAAACACUACAAAAUAUAAAUAUUUACAAGUAUUUAAUUGUAUUAAAUAUUAAUAAUUUGUUGCUAAAA